Molecule: messenger RNA, 1577 nt
Organism: Manihot esculenta (cassava)
Lineage: Eukaryota; Viridiplantae; Streptophyta; Magnoliopsida; Malpighiales; Euphorbiaceae
Product: anthocyanidin 3-O-glucosyltransferase 1-like
Exons: 1
Coding region: 82-1470 (462 amino acids)
Molecular function (GO): UDP-glycosyltransferase activity
Source: RefSeq, a predicted model, not a curated record
UACUUCAAGCUUAUCAUCAUCGUCCUCAUCCCAUCUUCGAUACUUGGCAGCAAAAAUAAGAAUAUUGUAUCAUUUCCAAAAAUGGAAAAAGCACAGCUUGUGUUCGUCCCCGCCCCUGCUAUGGGCCACCUUGUAUCGGCUGUGGAAACAGCGAAGCUUCUUCUUAGCCGCUGUCACAGUCUCUCCAUCACUGUACUUAUCUUCAAUAAUUCUGUAGUUACCUCCAAAGUUCAUAACUAUGUUGAUUCUCAGAUUGCUUCCUCCUCCAAUCGUCUCCGAUUCAUUUAUCUGCCCAGAGAUGAGACUGGAAUUUCUAGUUUCUCUUCUUUGAUUGAGAAACAGAAACCCCAUGUUAAAGAAUCUGUGAUGAAGAUCACUGAGUCUGGUUCAAGUGUUGAGUCGCCUCGGUUGGUGGGUUUCAUUGUUGAUAUGUUCUGCACAGCGAUGAUAGAUGUGGCGAAUGAAUUUGGUGUUCCAUCUUACAUUUUCUACACGUCGGGUGCAGCUUUUCUCAAUUUCAUGCUUCAUGUGCAAAAGAUUCAUGACGAAGAAAAUUUUAACCCCACUGAGUUCAACGCGUCAGAUGGUGAGUUACAAGUUCCGGGUUUAGUAAACUCAUUUCCUUCUAAGGCUAUGCCUACUGCAAUUUUGAGCAAACAAUGGUUUCCCCCUCUACUUGAAAAUACAAGAAGAUACGGAGAAGCUAAGGGUGUUAUAAUAAAUACGUUCUUCGAGCUGGAAUCCCAUGCGAUUGAGUCUUUCAAAGACCCUCCAAUCUACCCCGUAGGACCCAUCUUAGACGUGAGGUCAAAUGGAAGAAACACUAAUCAAGAAAUCAUGCAAUGGCUUGAUGAUCAACCUCCAUCAUCCGUAGUGUUCUUAUGCUUUGGAAGCAAUGGAAGUUUCAGUAAAGAUCAAGUGAAAGAGAUUGCUUGUGCUCUAGAGAAUAGUGGGCAUCGAUUCUUAUGGUCUCUACGCCGACCACCGGCGCCGGGUUUUCUAGAAUCUCCGAGUGACUAUGAGGAUCUACAAGAAGUCUUACCUGAAGGAUUCUUGGAAAGAACAUCUGGGAUUGGAAAGGUGAUAGGUUGGGCUCCUCAAGUGGCUGUCUUGGCUCAUCCGGCCACCGGAGGAUUUGUUUCUCACAGUGGAUGGAAUUCUAUAUUAGAGAGCAUAUGGUUUGGAGUCCCAGUUGCCACAUGGCCAAUGUAUGCAGAACAGCAAUUCAAUGCCUUUCAAAUGGUGAUUGAGUUGGGAUUAGCAGUUGAAAUUAAAAUGGAUUAUAGAAAUGACAGUGGAGAAAUUGUGAAAUGUGAUCAAAUAGAGAGAGGAAUAAGGUGUUUGAUGAAGCAUGAUAGUGAUAGAAGGAAGAAGGUGAAGGAGAUGAGUGAAAAAAGCAGAGGAGCUUUAAUGGAGGGUGGAUCUUCAUACUGUUGGUUAGAUAAUCUAAUCAAAGAUAUGAUUAAAUAGACAGAAAAUAAUCAUAGUUUACAUUUGAUGAAUGAAUAAAAUAAAUUCUGAAAAACUGUUUUUUUUUAUAUAUAUAUAUAUAUAAAGAUAAUUAAUAUUUAUUUUGA